GCGCCAUCAGCCUGACGGAUCCUGACACUAGAUGGCGAUAUAUCAAAUGCAACACAAGAAGAACGACACUAAAAUCAACAUGGCGUCAUGCAGUCGGACUCAAGUGAUCUCGCUCUACAGGAUGCUUAUGAAAGAGAGCAAAAAAUUCCCCUCAUAUAAUUACAGAACAUACGCACUUCGCAGAGUGAAAGAUGGCUUCAGGGAGAAUCUUCAUGUUGACAACCCUAAAACACUGGAUAUGCUCAUAAAUCAAGCUAGAGAGAAUUUGGCGGUCAUCAAGAGACAGGUUUCCAUUGGCCAUCUGUAUUCUGCUCAGAGGACUGUUGUUGAAAGAGAGCAUCAUUUAUAAAUGUGUUCAGCAUCAAGAAUAGUGCCCAUACAGUAUGGUUGCGAAUGACAAAUCUGUGUAACCUAUGAGCUGCACCACUAGUCGACUGUCUGUGUAAAAUUGUAAUGUAUUAGUGUAUAUUGUAAAUGUAUGUUGUUGUAAUAUUCUUUUCAGCAAUUAAAUAAGAUGCAUAUAAAGCAUGGCUAGCAUCCACCAUUUGUAAAAACUACUUAGCUUUGCAGAUCAAUAAGCCAUAUUACAAUACUAAACAUACAGGAAGAUCCCCUUAAGUACUUUUAAAUUGUAACAUAUUUAGAUAUAGGUUUAGCAUGUGCAAAAUGAUGAUGCAUCAGCCAAUGCGUUAUUAAGGGAAAUAAAUAAAAACAUUUGCUAAUUGAGUUGUCAUUGCACAAAAUGUAAAAUUACAGGUGUAAGAUGCUGAAUCAUAGUAAAACAGAUUCAUCUAAAAAGUAAAUGUAUUCUAUGACUUAUAUAAAAGCAUAUGAAUAUAUACAUAUUUAAUUGCCCAUGUUUUAAUUGAAGAUAUGUCUUAUACUCUGAAUGAUUAUUCUAUUUUCUAUUUAUUAAAUGAAUAGCAAACAUGUCUGAAAUGUAUAACUCAUGGAAUUAUUAAAAAGUAAUAACAUCA
This is a messenger RNA of Ctenopharyngodon idella (grass carp), 977 nucleotides long. It is a transcript of the gene lyrm4a, whose product is annotated as LYR motif containing 4. The record is from RefSeq and is a predicted model, not a curated record. Gene Ontology annotation, biological process: iron-sulfur cluster assembly. The transcript has 3 exons. Gene Ontology annotation, cellular component: mitochondrion; L-cysteine desulfurase complex. Bases 32 to 349 code for a protein of 105 amino acids. NCBI's taxonomy places the organism in Eukaryota, Metazoa, Chordata, Actinopteri, Cypriniformes, Xenocyprididae.